Messenger RNA from Paramisgurnus dabryanus, 2877 nucleotides. RefSeq names its product inositol polyphosphate-5-phosphatase Kb (gene inpp5kb). The record is from RefSeq and is a predicted model, not a curated record. Gene Ontology annotation, cellular component: ruffle; plasma membrane; cytoplasm. Gene Ontology annotation, molecular function: phosphatidylinositol-3,4,5-trisphosphate 5-phosphatase activity; inositol bisphosphate phosphatase activity; phosphatidylinositol-4,5-bisphosphate 5-phosphatase activity. NCBI's taxonomy places the organism in Eukaryota, Metazoa, Chordata, Actinopteri, Cypriniformes, Cobitidae. Gene Ontology annotation, biological process: negative regulation of peptidyl-serine phosphorylation; phosphatidylinositol dephosphorylation; negative regulation of phosphatidylinositol 3-kinase/protein kinase B signal transduction.
GCGCUCAAAGAAAAAGGCACACAAUGAGAACAGACAAUAAAUCAAAAUAAAGGAUUGCGAACUACUGAAAUCUACGGAUUUCCAGGACUAAUUUUUUUUUUUAAAGGACAAAGAAGACAAAAUAAACAUUUUCUGGACAAAUCUGGGAUAUCUUGGAAAUUGCUUAAGCAAUGAAAGCUGAUUUGGAAAAGAACAGCGAACGGCUAUUUUAGGUAGGAAAUAAAAGAGUCUACUAAACCUAAACCAGCUCUUCGAUCUUUGUACUUUUACUGGAUAUCUGAACAUUCCUGUCUCAUUUGGCACAACAGGAGUACAAAAUACCUCUAAGAAAUUUUUUUUUAGUACAGUGUGAUAGUGAAUCUAUCUACCAACUUCAGCUGAACGCUUGGUUAUCAUAAAUCGUCUCUCAGUCCGUCAGUUGUAUAGUGGAAAAACAUUAGUAAGAUGUGUGACAUGUUGGACAUCCCGCGUGCUCGCUCAGACAGCACAUCCAGCACCGCAUCGCAGUCUACUUCAGGACGACUGAUACUGCGCCAGCGGAUCGCCCAGCUGCUCACCUGUUUGGAAGAUCUCAGCUCAGACGAUGAGGCAAAUGAGGAAGUGUCCCGGACGCUGGACGAAGCCUUUCAUCUCUGUGGAAAAUACAUCAACAGAGAGUCAUUCAGGCUGCACAUGGUCACAUGGAAUGUCGGCACAGCGGAGCCGCCAGCUGAUGUGAGGUCAUUACUGCAGCUCGACUCGAACCCGUCCACUGACCUCUAUGUGAUUGGGCUGCAGGAAGUGAAUGCCGCUCCAGUAAAAUAUAUCACUGAUCUCGUCAAUGAAGACUCGUGGUGUCAUCUACUCAUGGACACAUUAGCACCAAAUGGUUACGUCAAGGUGACAUCAAUGAGGAUGCAAGGUUUGCUGUUACUAUUGUUUGCAAAGCAGAUCCACCUUCCCUUCAUCAGAGACAUUCAAGGCACAUACACCCGCACAGGGCUGUUUGGAUACUGGGGUAAUAAAGGUGCGGUGUCUGUGCGUUUCUCUUUCUACGGUCACAUGCUGUGUUUUAUGAACUGUCACUUGGCGGCUCAUAUGAACUACGCUCUGCAACGCUUGGAUGAGUUUGAAUACAUACUGGACACACAAGAUUUUGACAUUUACAACACGCCCCAUGUGCUUGACCACAAGGUGGUUUUCUGGUUUGGUGAUCUGAACUUUCGUAUUGCUGACCACGGCAUGCACUUUGUUCGCUCCUCGAUCAACAACGGCCGCUUUAACCUGCUGUGGGGAAAAGAUCAGUUGACCAUGAUGAAAAAGAAUGAACCUAUUCUUCAAGAGUUUGAAGAAGGACCUUUGUGCUUCAAACCAACAUAUAAAUUUGACCGCUUUUCGGAGACCUACGAUACAAGAGCGCCGAAGACGUGGUUUGGCUUUACUGGGAAGAAGCGGAAACCGGCCUGGACAGAUCGGAUCUUAUGGCGAAUAAAGCCCAAAUCAGGUGAGAGUGAUGAUGAGAGCAGAUCAACAGCUGAUGAUGAUGAUGAUGAUGAUGAAUACACAGUUAAGGUGAUUCAGGAUAUGUACACCUGUGAUGUCUCAUAUGGGGUCAGUGACCACAAACCAGUCAUUGGGACCUUCCGCAUGGAGAUGAGAAAAAAAGUGGACACACCUCUGGUCACCCUGACCGCAGAGGGAAUCUGGAGUGCAGAUGAAGACGCCACGCUCACCUACACCAUCCUGGAAACCUUUGAAGCCUCAACAUGCGACUGGAUUGGACUUUACAAGAUCGGCUUCAGAAGUGCCUCCGAUUACAUCACUUUCGCCUGGGUCAAAGAUGAUGAAGUGGCUGCCAAUGGCGAAGUCGUGACGGUCACUGUUAGUAAAGAUGAGCUCCCCCUGCUGGCAGGGGACUACGUGCUUGGCUACUACAGCAGCAACAUGCAAACACUUAUUGCCUUAAGUCCGACUUUCCAGAUUCUCGAGUCCAUACGAGCUGUGAUGGACGGUCUGAUUCCUGAAAACAUCAAUGGAUAUGAGAAAUAACUGAAAACAUAUGUUGCCCUUUCGGACAUAUGCUCACAGUAUUACGAGACAUCUGGUUUUAAAACCUGUAACUGAUUCAGAAACAGCUUUAAUCUCAGGGUUAAAAUGAUUCAAAUGCCAGUUUAGUCAGUGAAAACCCUGAUAUGUCUUCUCAACUGUUCUCAAGUCAUUAAGGUAAAUCUGUAGCUCAUAUUAUUGGUACAUACUGUACAGUAUUAAACCAUACUUUUAGAAUUUAUAAUACAAAUAGUUAUAAAAAUGCACUUGCCACUAGAUGGCAAUAAAGAAAUUACAUAGUGAAUAACUGAGGAGCUCAGAUGCAAAAGAGAUGAAAUUAAACGAAUGCUCACGACACGUAUUAUACAUUUAUCAAAUAUUUUCGCUCCAAAUCUGCUUAAUCCCAUACUCAGGCCAUUCAGAAAUACCGGUGUGUUGUCAGAGUCUAAUAAAAAUGCUAAUUUACAAAAAAACAUGUCAGAUACACUUUUGCAUCCGAGCUUUUGUAUUGUAUAGUGUUUCUUUCUAUAAUAAUGGGCUUUAUUCUAAGGCUGUAAUGCUGGUUAUGAAUAAAGAGGGGCUGUAGGAAAAUCCAAUAAUGCUAUAUAAUACAUUCAUAUAUAUUAUAAUAUACUAAUAAAUUAGAAGUACAGUUUAUCAUUUUGAUGGUUAAAUACAUUUCUGAAUAAUAAAUUCAACUUUUAUAAAAUUGCUUAAAUGCAUUCUUUUUUAAUACCAUACCUCAAUCCAUGAGUUUUAUAGUUUAACAAGCCAUGAUUUCAGCUUUUUCUGGUAAUUGUUAUAUUUAGUGUAACUGCAACUAUUUGAUUUAUAAAUUAUGUCACAUUGUAA